Molecule: messenger RNA, 4459 nt
Organism: Brienomyrus brachyistius
Lineage: Eukaryota; Metazoa; Chordata; Actinopteri; Osteoglossiformes; Mormyridae
Gene: wdr19
Product: WD repeat domain 19
Exons: 34
Coding region: 92-4129 (1345 amino acids)
Biological process (GO): cilium assembly; intraciliary retrograde transport
Cellular component (GO): intraciliary transport particle A; cilium
Molecular function (GO): protein binding
Source: RefSeq, a predicted model, not a curated record
AAUAGCAGUGCAUGCUGGGAUACAUCAACAAGCUGUGAUGUAGUGCUGUGGUGAAGUUGUUUGUGGCGGAUAAGCUAGUCGCAAAAGUAAAAUGAAGCGCGUUUUCACCCUCUCGGAGAAAGCGUGGAGUGGCUCAUGUUUGCAGUACAAAUGGCAAAAGGCGUUGGGCAAUUAUCUCGCUGUUGCUGGGUCUGACAAUUCUGUAAAAAUCUUUGAUCGUCAUGGACAAAAGAAGAACGAACUUAACUUGCCAGGACGGUGUCUGGCAAUGGACUGGGAUAAGGAUGGGGACAUGCUCGCUGUUAUUGCAGAUAAGUCUAGUGCCAUAUACUUGUGGGAUGCAAAUGUCAACAAGACCUCUCAGCUGGACAGUGGCAUGAGGGACCAAAUGUCCUUCGUUUUGUGGUCAAAGCUGGGGCCCUUGUUGGCGGUCGGCACGGCCAAGGGCAACCUGCUCAUCUACAACCAGCAGACUUCACGAAAGAUCCCCGUUCUCGGGAAGCACACGAAGCGGAUCAUUUGCGGCUGCUGGAGUUCCCAGAACUUGCUGGCGCUGGGCGGCGAGGACAAGGUUCUGACCAUCAGCAACCACGAGGGGGACACCAUCCGACAGACGUCCGUGCGCUCCGAGCCAGGGGACGUCCAGUUCUCCGUAAUGAAGACCGACGAGAGGGCCUCACCGGGGGAGAGCACCGUCAGUGUGGUGGUUGGGAAGAAGACCCUGUUCCUCUUCAACCUGAAUGACCCAGACAACCCCAUCGAGUUGGCUUUUCAGCAACGCUAUGGCACUAUCAUCGCCUACCGGUGGUACGGCGACGGCUACAUCAUGAUCGGUUUCUCUCAGGGCUACUUUGUGGUCAUCUCCACUCACAUCAGAGAGAUUGGCCAGGAGCUCUUCCAAGCACACAACCACAAGGACAGCCUGACCAGCAUCGCCAUCUCCCAGUCGCUCAACAAGGCGGCGUCCUGUGGGGACAACUGCAUCAAGAUCCACGAUCUCACAGAACUGAAAGAGAUGUAUGCCAUUGUGAACCUCGAGGACGAGACCAAAGGUCUGGACCAGCUCUCCUGGACAGAUGACGGGCAGCUGCUGGCCAUCUCCACCCAGCGGGGGACGCUCCAUGUGUUCCUCACCAAGCUGCCCAUCCUGGGGGACACCUGUGGAACUCGCGUGGCCUACCUGACCUCUCUGCUGGAGGUCACCGUGGCCAACCACGUGGAGGGGGAAGCACUGGUCGCAGUUUCUGUGGAGGUGGAGCCCAACUUCAUCGCCGUGGGACCGUACCACGUCGCCGUGGGAAUGAACAACCGUGCUUGGUUUUAUAGCCUGGGAGAGAAUGGGGUGGACAGGCUGAGGGACACCGAGUAUUUGGGCACGGUGGCCUGCAUGUGCGUGAACAGCGACUACGCCGCCGCCCUCUUCGAGGGGAAGGUGCAGCUUCACACGAUCGAGGGGGAGGAGCAGGAUGUACAGGAGGACAGGCAGACGCGCCUGUUCCCAGGUCGAGACGACAAGUGCCGCAUUACAAGCCACGCCCUCACCGCCGACUUCCUGUUCUACAGCACGGACACCGGAGUGAUCCAGUGCUUCUACAUAGAGGACUGGCAGUACAUCAACGAGCACCGUCACUCAGUGGGCAUCCGGAAGAUCGUCCCUGACCCCAGCGGCACACGGCUGGUUUUCAUCGACGAUAAGAGCGACGGCUUCCUCUACUGCCCGGUGAACGAGUCUGUGUUUGAAAUCCCCAGUUUCUCACCAACGAUAAAAGGAGUUCUGUGGGAAAACUGGCCCACAGACAAGGGUGUGUUCGUGGCCUACGACGACGACAAGGUUUACACCUACGUCUUCUACAAGAACACCAUCCAAGGCUCCAGAGUCAACUUGGCUGGGGGCACGAAACUGCCCUUUUCCCACAAGCCUUUGCUGCUGUACAAUGGGGAGCUGACGUGCCAGACCCCGAGCGGGAAGACCAGUAGCCUCAUCUUGAGCACACACACCUUCCUGGAGAGCAGGAGCAAGGAUGCUGCCCCCGCUGACCUCAGGAACAUGCUCACGCAGGCGCUGAUGCUCAAGAGGUUCUCGGCAGCCUGGGAGCUGUGCAAAGCCCUGAACAGCGGCGACUGCUGGUCAGAACUGGGUCACGCCUGCAUGCUUCACGUGGAGGUGGAGCUGGCCAUCCGCGUCUAUCGCAUGGUGCGCAACGUGGGCAUGGUCACGUCCCUGGAGGACAUCAAGGGCAUCGAGGACCAGAACCUCCUGGCCGGACACCUGGCCAUGUUUACUAAUGACUUCAACCAGGCGCAAGACCUGUACCUGGUGUCCACGUGCCCCAUGGCCGCCCUGGAGAUGCGGCGGGACCUCCAGCACUGGGACAGUGCACUGCAGCUAGCCCAGCGUCUGGCCCCCAAGGAGAUCCCUUUCAUCUCCAAAGAGUAUGCUGUGCAGCUGGAGUUUGUGGGUGACCAUGUGAAUGCCUUAUCUCACUACGAAAAAGGGAUCACUGGUGACAGCCAGUUCCAGGAGCACGACGAGGCGUGUCUGGCCGGACUCGCUCGCAUGUCCAUCCGGAUGGGCGACAUCCGGCGCGGGGUCAAUCAGGCUAUCAAACACCCCAGCAGGCAGCUGAAGAAGGACUGUGGGAGCAUCCUGGAGAGCAUGAAGCAAUUUUCUGAGGCAGCCCAGCUGUUCGAGAAGGGCCAGUAUUACGACAAAGCUGCCUCUGUCUACAUCCGCUGCAAGAACUGGGCCAAAGUGGGUGAGCUCCUGCCCCAGGUGACUUCCUCCAAGAUCCAUCUGCAGUACGCCAAGGCCAAGGAGGCCGACGGCAGGUACAAGGAGGCAGCGGCUGCCUACGAGAGUGCCAAGGACUGGGACAGCGUGAUCCGCGUGCAGCUGGAGCACCUGAAGAGCCCAGAGGAGGCCGUGCGCAUCGUGCGGGACACGCAGUCCAUCGAUGGGGCCAAAAUGGUGGCGCGGUUCUUCCUGCGCCUCAAUGACUACGGCUCGGCCAUACAGUUCCUGGUCAUGUCCCGGUGCAACGACGAGGCCUUCCAGCUGGCCCAGCAGCACGCCCAGAUGGAGGUGUAUGCGGACAUCAUCGGGUCUGAUGCCACCAUGGAGGACUACCAGAGCAUCGCGCUCCACUUCGAGGGUGAGAAGAAGCACCUGCAGGCGGGCUGCUUUUUCCAGAAGUGUGGCCAGCACAGCCGGGCCCUGAAACACUUCCUGAAGUGCCGCAGUACGGAGGACAGCCUGGCGACCGAGAUGGCCAUCGAGACGGUGGGCCAGGCCAAAGAUGAGGCGCUGACGAACCAGCUGAUCGAUUACCUCAUGGGGGAGAGCGACGGGGUGCCCAAGGAUGCCAAGUACCUGUUCCGGCUCUACAUGGCCCUGAAGCAGUACCGCGAGGCGGCCCGGACAGCCAUCAUCAUCGCCCGCGAGGAGCAGUCCGCAGGGAACUACCGGAAUGCCCACGAUGUUCUCUUCAGCAUGUAUAUGGAGCUCCACAGCCAGAAGAUCAAGAUCCCCGCAGAAAUGGCCACAAACCUCAUGAUCCUGCAUAGCUACAUUCUAGUUAAGAUCCAUGUAAAGAGAGGCGACCACUUGAAGGGAGCACGCAUGCUUAUUAGAGUCUCCAACAACAUUAGCAGGUUUCCCUCGCAUGUGGUGCCCAUCCUGACGUCGGCUGUGAUCGAGUGCCACCGUGCCGGCCUCCGGAACUCGUCUUUCGGCUUUGCCGCUAUGCUGAUGAGACCCGAGUACCGCAGCAAGAUCGACCUCAAGUACAGGAAGAAGAUCGAGGCCAUGGUCCGGCGGCCGGACACCUCAGAGCUGGAGGAGGAGACCACGCCCUGCCCCUACUGUGGCUUCCAGCUGCCGGAGUGCGAGCUUCUGUGCCCCAGCUGCAAGAACAACCUGCCUUACUGCAUCGCCACGGGUCGCCACAUGGUGAAGGAGGAUUGGUCAGCCUGUCCCCACUGCAACUUCCCCGCCCUGCACUCCCAGCUUCUGGCGCUGCUGGAGACCGAGUCAUCAUGCCCCAUGUGCUCAGAACCCCUGAGCCCCGCCCAGGUACAGAAGACCUCCAACUGCUCUGCUUACCUGCAGCCGGAGGAGCUCGAACCCUGACCCCAGGGGUGACCAAUCAGCAUCCUUUACCCCAGGAAGGGGUUCCCUUUCUGCAGCCCGAUACCCAAGCGACCAUAUGUACAUUUCAGGCCCUAUUUUGUCAUUUACCGUGAUAUGAGAGAUGCAGCCUGUGUCAAUUCCUGGGUGAGUGAGAAGACUUAACAAUGCAGAGGUUUCCAUGUCUUUAAGCUUUAAACACAGACAGUCCUGAGCCAUGUAAAAUACCCUUUGCUUAUGAAUUUUUUUUCUGCUGAAAAGCUAGUUUUAUGUAUAAGCACUUUUCUAAGAGUCAAUUAUUAAACUUUGCUGGCACCGUUGUCCUGAGAUUAA